This is a messenger RNA of Neltuma alba, 2552 nucleotides long. RefSeq names its product YTH domain-containing protein ECT4. Gene Ontology annotation, biological process: mRNA destabilization. Bases 123 to 2093 code for a protein of 656 amino acids. The record is from RefSeq and is a predicted model, not a curated record. Lineage: Eukaryota; Viridiplantae; Streptophyta; Magnoliopsida; Fabales; Fabaceae. Gene Ontology annotation, cellular component: cytoplasm. Gene Ontology annotation, molecular function: mRNA binding. The transcript has 8 exons.
ACUAAAAUCGAAACAAGAAAUGAGGAACUCGAUGAAUAGAUAGGUAUAUACUCUAUGAGUCUAUGCAUCUGUUUUUUCGCGGAGAUCCUUGCGCGGGUUGAAGAUCUUUACUCUUCAGAUUCAUGGCGGCAACCCAACCACAGGGUCCGGAUCGUACAACCGAAGAGGUAGCAGCUGAACCAGACAAAAUGAAGGAUCAGCUUCAUUCGUCAAUACCGGGUAGGUCAAUUUCUUCUAAUGCCUCUCAGGAUGCUACCACGGGUCAUUCAAGGGAGACAACAAGUCAAUCAGGAUCGUUUGUUUCAGGUGGAGGCUGUCCUCUAUACCCACCUAAUGUAUAUGCACCGCAGCCCCAGGCUUUCUUCUACCCAGGUUUUGAAAGUGCCAAUGGAGAAUGGGACGAUUAUCCUUCAUAUAUCAACUCUGAAGGAUUGGAAAUUGGAUCGCCUGGUCUCUACAAUGAUAAUCCAUCUCUUCUUUUUCAUUCUGGAUAUGGCUUCAACCCACAAAUGCCUUAUGGACCAUAUUCCCCUGUGACAACACCUUUGCCUUCUGUAGGUGGAGAUCCACAAUUAUACUCCCCCCAGCAAUUUCCGUACUCUGGGCCACCUUAUUACCAUCAGCUAGUUUCCCCCAGCUUACCCUAUAUUUCUUCACCAGCUCCAACUUCCCAGCCAGAGCUGACUAACUUGGUAGGUGUUGAUCGACCAGGUGAUAGCAUGGUUUUGGGACCUAGACCUGGCUACCCCUCAAUGGGAUCAUUUGGUAGAGGUAGUUUUCCUGGAGCACCUGGUUCCUUUGGCUUUCAUGAUUCCCAACAAGGAUUUGAUGGAUCAAGAUCUGCGGGAAGUGGAAUCUGGUCUGAUAGCUCAAAACCCUCAGAAAGGCAGAUGUCCAUGAUGCCCCUAUCACCAGCCGUAUCUCCACAGCCACUUGGGUCACUUGGGUCAUUUGGGUCAUUUGGCCAGAGUGUUGGAAUGGCUUCUCAUCAACAACCACCAUUGUAUGGGUUUGGAUCUGGUUUAAACUCCUAUGGUAGAGACUAUGUGCCUAACCAGGGCUCUAGGUUUGGUGGCACUGCCAUUUCCAAUCUUGGUGUAAAUGACAGGAACUGGCUUUCUCUUGAAAAUAGCAGACGGCGUGACAGGGGAAUAGCUCCAUUUUGCGGCUGUGAUGGUACUCAUGAUAUACUCAGCGAACAGAAUCGAGGUCCUAGGGCCUCAAGACUUAAGAAUCACUUGUUAGCUGAAAAUGUUUCUGUUGAUAAUAGUAAAAGCUCUUCUACUACAAAGCUCCAGAAUGAAUCAUUUAACCAGCCAGAAUUUAUCACAGAUUACAAGGAUGCCAAAUUUUUUGUCAUCAAAUCCUAUAGUGAAGAUAAUAUCCACAAGAGCAUCAAAUAUGGUGUCUGGGCCAGCACACCAAAUGGGAAUAGGAAGUUAGAUGCUGCAUAUCGCCAAGCAAAGGAGGAGCAAGAUGCCUGCCCUGUAUUUCUCUUAUUUUCGGUGAAUGCUAGUGCUCAGUUUUGCGGGGUUGCUGAAAUGGUGGGGCCUGUUGAUUUUGACAAGAGUGUGGAUUAUUGGCAACAAGAUAAGUGGAGCGGACAACUUCCUGUCAAGUGGCAUAUAGUUAAAGAUGUUCCUAACAGUCAGUUUCGACACAUUGUCCUUGAAAAUAAUGAUAACAAGCCUGUGACCAACAGUCGAGAUACUCAGGAGGUGAAAUUGCAACAGGGGAUUGAAAUGUUGACCAUUUUCAAGAAUUAUGAAGCCGAAACAUCUAUACUAGAUGACUUCGAUUACUAUGAAGACCGGCAAAAGGCUAUGCAAGAACGGAAGGCAAGGCAGCAAACCAGUCUGAUGGGUAUAACAGUUGGAGAAGGUGAACGCAAGAGUUCUGCUCCUGCCAACAUCAAUGGUGAUUUUAUGAAGCAGAUGUCAAAGAGCUUUGCACAAGUUGUUCGCUUAGAAGACAAUAGCACUGAAGCAACCGUUACCGAUAGAGGUAGUUUACCCACCGAUGCCUCCAAUGGUACUGUUGUUAAGCUGGAAGAUGGUAUUUCUGUGACUAGCUCCUCACUCCAAACCAGUUAGGAAGGCGGCAUACCCUGUUGUGCUGGAAGUUUGAAGCACUCUGAAGUAUUUGGUGGGUUACUAACUGGGAUUCAUGCUUGCUUUACCUUAUUACCUUUGCAGGAAAUUGCUACUGGUGUCAUUAAAGUGAUUGAAGUUUAUGGUGUUUCUAAAUGGAAAAAAGGUUUUUCUGAAGGAUACAUGGCAACAUAAAAGGGUGGCUUUUCAUGUAUAAUGUUUCUUGAGCGCGUCGCUUUUAUUUGUAGUUUUCGUUGUUUCUCCCAGCACCGCACUUCUGCUUAUUUCAGAAGAUUGAAUUUCAAUGAUCCCCCUCCCCUUUUUUUCUUUUUCUUUCUUUUUUUUUUAAAUAAUAAUUUUGGGUCAGGGUAGUUUGUUAGCCAUGUGUUAUAUUUCAAUAUUUGUAAAGUGCGGUUUUCCUCAAUAAAGCAAGCAAGCACCUUUGAAUGAGAACCCUGUAAA